Molecule: messenger RNA, 4432 nt
Organism: Plodia interpunctella (Indianmeal moth)
Lineage: Eukaryota; Metazoa; Arthropoda; Insecta; Lepidoptera; Pyralidae
Gene: Myo61F
Product: Myosin 61F
Exons: 22
Coding region: 335-3433 (1032 amino acids)
Biological process (GO): vesicle transport along actin filament; actin filament organization
Cellular component (GO): actin cytoskeleton; myosin complex; cytoplasm
Molecular function (GO): ATP binding; actin filament binding; microfilament motor activity
Source: RefSeq, a predicted model, not a curated record
AGUUAGUUCAUCGUCGACGCUUGACUCGGCUCCAUGUCGCUUCGCUCAACGCCAGCCGUUGACGAAACAAAAAACUUUGAAUACCGAACGCGCGUUCAAAAUUUAACAAUUUAAAACUGUAGUGCCAGUGUCAUAUUUUUAUAGGCCUGGAAAAACUCGGAUGUGACCAAAUCUAUAAAAGAUAAGGUGAUAACGAAAUCGAUAUCAUUUUUGGUUCAAUAAAGUUCAAUUCAGUGCAAGUUUCUCGUGCAGUGAUGCAGGUGGAUGUGUUGGAUGUGGAGAUUUAAUCGAGUUUUUAGUGAGGCUGCACCGGCCGUUGUCAGUGCAAGGCGACAUGGAGCACGCGCUGCAGCAUCGGGAGCGCGUCGGCGUCCAGGACUUCGUAUUGUUGGAGGACUACAAGUCCGAAGCCGCAUUCAUUGAUAACCUGAAGAAGCGCUUCCAUGAGAAUAUUAUCUAUACCUACAUCGGCAACGUGUUGAUAUCCGUGAACCCUUAUAAAAACCUACCCAUCUACACGGAGGAGAAGACCAAACAGUAUUACAAGAAGGCCUUUUUUGAAGCCCCACCCCAUGUUUUCGCCAUCGCCGACAACGCUUAUCGGUCGUUGGUCUACGAACAUAGAGAGCAGUGCAUAUUGAUCUCAGGUGAGUCCGGAUCAGGCAAGACAGAAGCGUCCAAAAAGGUCCUAGAGUACAUCGCGGCAAGAACCAACCACUUGCACAAUGUGGAGACCGUCAAAGACAAACUCUUACAAAGCAACCCCUUGCUCGAAGCUUUCGGGAACGCCAAAACCCAUAGGAAUGACAACUCGAGUCGCUUCGGGAAAUACAUGGACAUUCAGUUCAACUACGAAGGGGCACCAGAGGGCGGACACAUCCUGAACUAUCUUCUAGAGAAGUCCAGGGUUAUCAGUCAGAUGUCUGGGGAGAGGAACUUCCACAUCUUCUACCAGUUGCUGGCGGGAGGCGACUCGGAGCUGCUGAGUCAGUUGAGGCUGCAGAGCAGACCGGAAGCCUACAAGUAUACCACUGAUGCGAACCCUCAAAUUAGCCAGGCGAAAUACGACGCGGAGCAAUUCAGGACAGUCCAAGAAGCGAUGAAGAUAAUAGAGAUUGGCGCUGAGGAGCAGAGAGCUAUCUUCGAGAUCGUAGCCUCAGUGCUGCACCUGGGCAAUGUCAAGUUCCACACCACUGAGAAAGGCUAUGCUGAGAUCCUUCACCACGACUCUGGCACCAGCAGCGUUGCCGAGCUCCUGAAAGUGAACGCGACGCGUCUCCGCGAAGUCUUAACCAGCCGAACCAUCGAGGCCCGAGGAGACGUCGUCAGCACUCCUCUAGACUUGGAGCAAAGUCAGUACGCAAGAGAUGCCUUGGCUAAAGCCAUGUACGACAAGCACUUCAGCUGGCUGGUCUCUAGACUGAAUGCAUCACUUGCUCCUAAAGAUCCAGAUGCAAGAGCUUCAGUUAUUGGUAUCUUGGACAUCUACGGAUUUGAAAUCUUUCCUAAGAACAGCUUCGAGCAAUUCUGCAUCAACUUCUGCAACGAGAAGCUGCAGCAGUUGUUCAUUCAGCUGACGCUGCGCCAGGAGCAGGAGGAGUACCUUCGGGAGGGCAUCGAGUGGGAGCCCAUUGAGUACUUCAAUAACAUCGUUAUUUGCGACCUCGUUGAAGCCAGGCACAAAGGCAUCAUCGCCAUCUUGGAUGACGAAUGCCUCCGGCCGGGAGACGCCACCGACAUCAGCUUCCUGGAAAAGCUGUCGCAGCAGCUGGACGGCCAUCCCCACUACAAGUCCCAUCGAAAAUGUGACACCAAGACGCAGAAGUUAAUGGGCAGAGACGAAUUCUGCCUAAUCCACUACGCCGGUGAGGUGACUUACAAUGUGAACACCUUCAUGGAGAAGAACAACGACCUCCUCUUCAGAGACAUCCAGAGCUUGAUGGCCAGCAGUGGGAACAACAUCGUUGCUAGCUGCUUCAAGGAUUACAACUUGACCAGUAAGAAGCGUCCGGAGACCGCCAUCACGCAGUUCAAGAACUCCCUGAACGAUCUCAUCAAGAUCCUCAGCAGCAAGGAACCUUCCUACAUCCGCUGCAUCAAGCCCAAUGACUUCAAGGCACCCAUGCAAUUCGACGAGAAGCUGAUCUCUCACCAGGUGAAGUACCUGGGUCUGAUGGAGAACCUCAGAGUGCGAAGAGCUGGCUUCGCGUACAGGCGCACUUACGAGGCCUUCUUGGAGAGAUACAAGUGCCUGAGCGCCGAGACGUGGCCGAACUACCGCGGCGCGGCGCGCGACGGCGUCCAGGUGCUGGUCAACGCGCUCAACUACGAAAGAGACGACUAUCGGAUGGGCAACACGAAAAUCUUCAUCCGCUUCCCGAAGACGCUGUUCGAGACAGAAGACACUUUCCAGAUGAAGAAGAACGAUAUCGCGACUAUCAUCCAGAGCCGCUGGAGAGGGUACUGGCAGAGGAAGCAGUACAUCCGCAUGAGGGCCGCCGCGAUCGUCGUACAGAAGUGGGUGAGGAGGUUCCUGGCGCAGAAGCUGAGGCAGCGGAGGAAGUGGGCCGCGGGGAUCAUACGCGCAUUCAUCAAAGGGUUCAUCACCCGCAAUGGGCCGGAGACGCCCGAGAACCGCCGGUUCCUGAGCAUCGCGAAGGUGCACUGGCUGAAGAGGCUCUCCAAGCAGCUGCCCUCUAAGAUCCUGGACUUGUCUUGGCCCGUCUGCCCGGCCACCUGCCAGGAAGCUUCCAGGGAGCUGCAGCGGUUGCAUCGCGCGCACCUCUCGCGCAAGUACCGGCUGGCGCUGAGCGACGACGACAAGAAGCAGUUCGAACUCAAGGUGCUCGCUGAGAAAAUAUUCAAGGGCAAGAAGAACAGUUACCCGCAGAGCGUGCGCGAGCGCUUCGUGUCGGACCGGCUGACGGCCGAGCACAAGACCCUCCGGAACACCUUCAUGGCCUCCACAGCCUGGCCGCAUGGGGAAUACGCCAUCUAUGCCUGUGAAGCGGUGAAGUACGACCGCCGCGGGUACAAGCCACGGGAGCGGGCGCUUCUCGCCUCCGACCAGGCUCUGUAUGUCCUAGACGCUUCCAACCGCAAGACUUACAAGCUGAAACAUAGACUGCCCUUGGAGAAGCUGAAAGUGGUUGUUACUAACGAGUCUGACAGCUUGAUUCUGGUGAAGAUACCGCAGGAGCUGAAGAAGGACAAGGGAGACCUGAUCAUCUCCGUGUCCCACCUGGUGGAGGCGCUCACCAUCGUCUCCGACUACACAAAGAAGCCGGAACUCAUCGACAUCGUUGACACCAGGACGAUCGCCCACAACAUGGUGAACGGCAAGCAGGCGGGCAGCAUCGAGGUGACCAACGGCCCGCAGCCCACCAUCCACCGCGCCAAGAGCGGCAACUUGCUUGUGGUCGCCACCCCAUAACGCCAUUAUUCUACCGAAGAACAACGACCACAACGAAAUUUUGUGUAAAUUUUUGAAACUGCCUGCAAUCAAAGUAAUUUAUUUGUAAUUUUUAAGCGCUAAUUAAUGUAAAAUACGCGAACACUUCCUAGAAUUGGCCAUAUCUAAAAAAAAAAUUAGUUGUAAAUAAUAUGAAUUUUCAAAAGAUAAAUAUUUCUAUUCAUAAAAUUUAUACUUGUACAUGUAUUAUGAUUUUAUUUUAAUAUUAUUUUAAUCAUUUUAUUGUGUAAUACAUAUGUACUUUUUUAAGUCUUGUGUUUAAAAUUUUAAUGUGAUAGAUAUACGUACAAAGUACUUAAUAUUUUAUAUACCGCCAUAAUCAAAUAUCACGAACAAAAUAUUUAAAAAAUGUACUUAAAAUAUGUUAAAUGAAUUACAUAUUACAAUGGAUGUUAUUGUAUGGUAUAUUACAAGCAUUUUUCUAUUUCCGUGCCAAAAGUCAACAAUUAUGUAAAUAUUAUGCUUUUAACUGACAGUUCCAAUACGAUAGCUGAAUCGAAGGUGCCUAUUGAUAGUAAUUUGAAGCUAUUGAAAGUAACCUCAGUAUACUAUGUACUCAUAACAAUAUUAAUGCUAAAACUACAUAUUUUUUUCCUUGAAAAAAGUAUGGUUAGCUUGAUCGAGAGCGAUAAAUCACAAUUUAUUUUUUCAAAUGGUAGCAUUAUAGUACAACGAAAAUGAAUAUAUUUUAACCAUAAGAAGUUAGUAAACAAUUACGAAUUUAAUAAUUUGUAUUGUUUUUAAACUUAUCAAUGGAAAUUAACUGCCUAAGUAUGUCAAUAGAAAAUAAUCAUUAAUGCCACUUUUAAUUUGCAUUAUGUGGAUACUAUGCUAAGUAGACAAUUUUCUCGUAUGUCUCGUCUAUGGUCAAUUUUAAUGAAUACAGGCGAUUGAGUGCCUUAUUUUAAGCCAGUUCUUGAGCAGUCAUUUUAUUAAACAAAUGUAUUUUGAUAACAAAAA